Molecule: messenger RNA, 1032 nt
Organism: Teleopsis dalmanni
Lineage: Eukaryota; Metazoa; Arthropoda; Insecta; Diptera; Diopsidae
Product: zinc finger protein sfp1-like
Exons: 2
Coding region: 31-924 (297 amino acids)
Cellular component (GO): nucleus
Source: RefSeq, a predicted model, not a curated record
AAAACAUAUCAGAUUUUAUAUACAGAAACAAUGGCUUUCUUUUUUAACAACAAAUGUCAAUACAGCGGUUGUGGUGAAAAGUUCGGUAGUCUGGCUGAAUUGAUUCAGCACGUUGAGCGUGUACAUAUUGUAAUGGAUGACAGUGAAGAAGUCUCUGGAAUUGAAACCAUGGUGCCCAUGAGCAAAAUAUUGCCUAACAAUAUCCAUGACGUGAUGAUGCGUCCUCCGGUUCAUCGCAUCAACAACGGACCACGUCUCCACCCAUCCGUGGCUCCAGUAAACUGCAAUAAUUGUGAGCCUCCAAUUCAGUUGUUGAAUGCAAAUGGAUAUGAUGGUGCUGGUCCAUCAUCACAGUCUGUGUUAGCACCUGCUACUGUUAAUAGUAACGCAAAUACACCAUUUCAGGUACCAAUAUUUUCGGCAAGCAGCAAUAAUUCUCCACCACCGUUUCAGUCGGUCGUUGCACAAGCAAAGCGCGGUUUAAUUCCCAAGAUGCAUUCAAUGAAAAUAGUUGGUAAUCAAGAUGCUGAAUCAUUUGAGAACGAUGACAUUCCAUCAUCAUCAUCGGCGGUAAAGCGAAAAAGUAACAGUUCUAAAAUCUCAUUCUCAAAGAAGAGAAUCUCAUCUAUUAACCGUAAUGUUGAGCCAUCCAUGGCAAAGACAAGUGAUGUUCCAACACAAACAACCUCUGCAUCACCUCCUCCAACAUUUAACGAAAGUACCCAUAUUGCCUUGAGUAAUUUGACUCCGGAUGAAAUUGUCCAAAAUUCGGUUCUAAGGGCAGAUCACUCGCAAUUGAAGCCAUUUCCUUGUCCCAUUCCAGGGUGCAACAAACGAUAUAAACAUUUAAAUGGUAUAAGAUACCAUUCGGAGUUGUAUGAAAGAGAGUUGGAAAAAAAUGCAGAUGAACAUAAAUCGGAUUAAUAACAGUGGCUUGCAACAACAACGGCACCUCGGAGAGACGUCGAAGAAGAAAUGGAACAUGUAUAAGACUAUUUUUGAGUUAACUCAUGUUUGUGUUUAAUAAGGUUU